Molecule: messenger RNA, 1489 nt
Organism: Uloborus diversus
Lineage: Eukaryota; Metazoa; Arthropoda; Arachnida; Araneae; Uloboridae
Product: CCA tRNA nucleotidyltransferase 1, mitochondrial-like
Exons: 9
Coding region: 172-1476 (434 amino acids)
Biological process (GO): RNA processing
Molecular function (GO): nucleotidyltransferase activity; RNA binding
Source: RefSeq, a predicted model, not a curated record
UACUAUAAAAUGCAGUCUGUAACCGUCACGGGAAAGCAUGCGAAUGAUGAAAGAAUGCGAAAAGUAUCAACAAUUGAUCCCAAGGCUCUUCGUUUUUAAGUAUAACUUCUUUUUGAACUGAAAUUAAACGCUAAGAGUUAGUGGUGCCGGCGAUGCUCUGAAGUCCGAUUGAUGAAGAUAGCGUCCCUCGGCCUCCUCCUCCUCGUCCCCAUUGGACGGCGGCUGUCCCAUUCCGUGCGUCCCGAGUCCCGCCUGAGAAAGAUGCUGCUGGACACCCCCCACUUCCGAGCCCUCUUCGAUCCGGAGACGGAGAGGCUCUCGGAGCUCUUCCGCCAGUACAGGCAUGAGCUCCGAAUCGCGGGCGGAGCAGUCAGGGACCUGCUCAUGGACCGCCGCCCGGAAGACAUAGACUUUGCCACCACCGCCACCCCCCAGGAGAUGCGGGAGAUGUUCGAGAAGGAGGGUGUGCGCAUGCUCCACAAGAAGGGGGAGGCUCAUGGCACUGUGACCGUGCGCAUCAACGACCUCCAGAACUUUGAGGUCACGACCUUGAGGGUGGACGUGAAGACCGAUGGUCGUCAUGCAGAAGUGGAAUUCACUACCGACUGGGAGCUGGAUGCUGGGAGGAGGGACCUCACCAUCAACGCCAUGUUCCUCGGACUAGACGGCACUUUGUACGACUAUUUCAACGGCAAAGAAGACCUGGAGAAGCGAAGGGUCAGGUUCGUGGGGGAUCCAGAGUGCAGAAUUAGGGAGGACUACUUGAGGAUACUCAGGUAUUUUAGGUUCUACGGGAGGAUAGCUCAAAAGCCAGAGGACCACGAACCGAAAACUCUCGAAGCCAUAAGGAGGAAUGCAGAGGGCUUGAAAAGCAUUUCGGGAGAGAGACUCUGGAUGGAGCUGAAGAAAAUUCUCGCCGGAAAUUACGCCAAAGAAAUAAUGCUCAAGAUGAUCAGCUUGGGUAUUGCACCACACAUAGGUCUCCCUGCUCAUCCAGAUGUUGUGGAAUUUGCCUGUAUGUGCGACAGGUCCCACUCCAUGAAGCCCCAUCCUGUCACCCGAUUGGCUGCCCUCCUCAGGACAGAAGAAGAGGUGUUGUGUUGCCACUCCCGCCUGAAACUCUCCAAGUAUGACAGGGACCUGGCCCUGCAUGUGGUGAAUCACAGAGUCCCUCUUCCCGAGUCCACCAAGCCCUUACAGGCCCUGAUUCUCGACUCGAAACACAAGACCAGCGAUGUCCACGAAUGGUGUUGCGAGGUGCUCAAGUACUGUGGGCAGGGCGCCCUCUGGCGGCAGCUGAAGGAGUGGCAGGUGCCCAAGUUCCCGAUCAGCGGCCACCUGCUCAUGGAGCGUGGGCUGAGACCGGGGCCCCAGAUGACCCGAGUCAUGACUCGGCUGAAGGGGGCCUGGGUGGAGAGCGGGUUCACGAUGACUCGAGAGGAACUCUUGCGCCACCUGGAGGAGGAAGAGUCGUAGACGAUGUACAGUU